This is a messenger RNA of Aethalodelphis obliquidens (Pacific white-sided dolphin), 3010 nucleotides long. RefSeq names its product zinc finger protein 205 (gene ZNF205). The transcript has 7 exons. Gene Ontology annotation, molecular function: RNA polymerase II transcription regulatory region sequence-specific DNA binding; DNA-binding transcription factor activity, RNA polymerase II-specific. Bases 1150 to 2805 code for a protein of 551 amino acids. NCBI's taxonomy places the organism in Eukaryota, Metazoa, Chordata, Mammalia, Artiodactyla, Delphinidae. Gene Ontology annotation, cellular component: nucleus. The record is from RefSeq and is a predicted model, not a curated record. Gene Ontology annotation, biological process: embryo development; regulation of transcription by RNA polymerase II.
GCGGCAUGUGGGAUCUGCCCGGGCCAGGGCUCUGAACCCAUGUCCCCUGCAUUGGCAGGCGAAUUCUUAACCACUGCGCCACCAGGGAAGUCCUGGAACCCUCCUAAUUUUUUAAGCGUUGGGAACUAAGUUUUAAAAAAAUUGAACCCUUGUGAGUGCACACAGCACACCGAUGGGGUGGUACAAGGGCCAGUGGUGCCUGUCUUCCUGGGUGAAGUGGAUGUAUCUCAGAGGACUCUGAUAGGCCGAAGGCAGGGGGCCUGGGAACGUUUCCAGCAGGAAUCUUCCUGGAAUCUGACUACAGGGCUGGCCCUCACCCCUUUCCUGACACUCAUCCCCUGUGCCCUGUUAAGGAGAAAUGAGUGCCUUGCCCCAGGGAGUGAAGCGCAGUCUCUGUUCUCCCGUUUUGGGAGCCUUAGCUCUCAGAGUCUGAAGGGAAGACAGAAGCUGAGAGGUGGACUAUGAAGCCACCAGGGAUGUCUGAGGGUUUGGGACCCCAUGCAUGGCUGGGUCAGACCCCUUUGUCACCUCUAUCCCUAGCCUUGAGAGGGAGCUGGUCGGGGGCGGGGGGAGGGCAGCGUCUGGAAAAAUCAGAUUGAUGCCACAUCUUUCCAAAGUGUGAGACAUAGGUGUAGGGGUGGGUACUGAGGAGUUCCCAGGUCUCUUCGUUUCCUAAGUUUGCUCUUAGGGAGAGAGAACUCCAUGCCAGUCUUGGCGGGAACCCAGAGGAGCUGCUGACUGGUCUGGGAGCCUUAAAUGAAAUCCAGGGACGUCUCCACGGAGACACCCAUAAGACUUUCAGGAGCUCUGUGUACUGAAAAGGACCACCAUAUCCGUCCACUCGGCAAAGUGUCCUUCGUCCUGUAACGACAGCUGCAAUUUGAAACGUCAAAUAUCAAAAUCCUUACACAAAAUAUAUUUUCCCACUUUGGCGCUCCUGCUUGGCUGGUGUCACGAGCACGUGCCAGGUAAAGCGAUCGUGAGCCGGCAACGCGGAUCUGGGAGUCACCUCCCGGCCGAGAGCAGGUGCAGCCGGCCUCGGGACCCCAGACCCGGAACCCUCCAAGGCUCCUGGCCAGAAGCUGGAGGGGACUUGGCCAACAAGACCAAGAAACAACUCGGCUGAGCUUUGUAGCUCUGAGACAGAAAAUGUCUGCGGAUGGUGGAGGCAUCCGUGCUACCCAGGACAAGGAGGGAGCCCAAGAGACUCCAGGUCAUGGGCAUUCUUGUCAAGAAAUGCUUUCCGAGUCGGAGGGGACAGUGCCGUUGGGAGCCACUCAGGAGUCACCCCACAUCAAGAUGGAGCCGGAAGAGCCGCACCCUGAGGGGGCAUCACAGGAGGCCAGAGCUCAAGGAGUACGGGGCUGGGUGCCCCUAAGCCAGGGCUCUAAGGAGAAAUCACAUUUCCUGCCUGGCGGAGCCCUCCCCUCCCCCCAGAUCUCUGUGCUUUCUCACGAGGGGAGGACCAGAGACCGGCGGAUGGCCGCGGCGCUCCUCACUGCCUGGUCCCAGAUGCCAGUGACCUUUGAGGAUGUGGCUGUGUACCUCUCCCGGGAGGAGUGGGGGCGGCUGGACCACACACAGCAGAGCUUCUACAGGGAUAUCCUGCAGAAGAGAAACGGGCUGUCCUUGGCAGGGUUUCCCUUCAGCAGGCCUUUCUGGGCCUCUCAAGUGCAGGGCAAGGGCGAGGCCUCGGGAUCCUGCCAGCAGAUGGGAGAUGAGGAGGAGGAGAAGAGAGGAGCCAUGGAGGUGGGCAAGGAGGAGCUAGCCCCAUCCCUGGGAGCCCUUGGGGAUAUGAAGUCCUUCAAAAGCAGGGUGGGGAGAGCCCAGGGGGACGCCCCAUGGUGUGGGCAGCGAGCAGCCGGCAGCCAGAGCUCAGGGCCAGCCAAGGACGAUGUGCAGCCGGGUCCCGUGGUGGAGGCACAGUCGGAACCAGCCCCGCCUGACAUCGGCAUCCCGAAAGCCCAGGAGGGCCGCUUCCCAGAGCAACCCAGAGAGGGGGGGACGACCGCCCCUGAGAGCAGCGAGGAGGGCCUGGCCUCUGACGGCGACGCCGGCAAGAAGACCUACAAGUGCGAGCAGUGCGGCAAGGCCUUCAGCUGGCACUCGCACUUGGUGACGCACCGGCGCACGCACACGGGUGAGAAGCCCUACGCGUGCACGGACUGCGGCAAGCGCUUCGGCCGCAGCUCACACCUCAUCCAGCACCAGAUCAUCCACACCGGCGAGAAGCCCUACACCUGCCCGUCCUGCUGGAAAAGCUUUAGCCACCACUCGACGCUGAUCCAGCACCAGCGCAUCCACACGGGUGAGAAGCCCUACGUGUGCGACCGCUGCGCCAAGCGCUUCACCCGCCGCUCGGACUUGGUCACCCACCAGGGCACCCACACGGGCGCCAAGCCGCACAAAUGCCCCAUCUGCGGCAAGUGCUUCACGCAGAGCUCAGCCCUGGUCACCCACCAGCGCACCCACACCGGGGUCAAACCCUACCCGUGCCCCGAGUGCGGCAAGUGCUUCAGCCAGCGCUCCAACCUCAUCGCCCACAACCGCACACACACCGGCGAGAAGCCCUACCACUGCCUCGACUGCGGCAAGAGCUUCAGCCACAGCUCGCACCUCACUGCCCACCAGCGCACCCACCGUGGUGUCCGGCCCUACCCCUGCCCCCUGUGCGGCAAGAGCUUCAGCCGGCGCUCCAACCUGCACCGGCACGAGAAGAUCCACACGGCGGGGCCCAAGGCCCUGGCCAUGCUGAUGCUGGGGGCAGCCGGGGCUCUGGCGGCACCCCCUCCGGCCCCCACCUAGGAGGCUGAGAGGCAGGGGCUGGCCUGGAGACAGGGAAGGAGGGGGAUUGGAGCAGGGGCAGCUGCUGCGGGGGUGUGACCUGGGAGGCCCAGGAAGGGAGUUGGGGAGGUGCUGGCAUGGGGAUGGGGCGCGGCAACAUGGGAGGAGCUCGGGUGAGGAGGAGGCAUGCUCACUGCAAAUUAAAGGCCUUGGAAUUCGAGCGACA